Messenger RNA from Punica granatum (pomegranate), 2392 nucleotides. NCBI's taxonomy places the organism in Eukaryota, Viridiplantae, Streptophyta, Magnoliopsida, Myrtales, Lythraceae. The record is from RefSeq and is a predicted model, not a curated record.
CCUGUUGUCGUUUCUCUCUCUGGUGGUGGAGCGUCUGUCGCUGCCGCUGUGUUCAAGUUCCCGUAGCCUUCUUUCUGCUACUGAAGUUCAGACGCUCCUCUCCCUCCCGCUCGGCGAUCUGUGAACUUCUUCCGCCCCCCUGUACUCCGUCAAAGUGAAAGAGGCCGAGCGUAGAAUCGAAGGGAAGGUAUAGUUUUGGUGAGUGGGUUGGGGCAGCUAUGGACGAAGAGGAUAUAGAGAAACUGGUGACGACCUACUUGAAGAAGAAGGGCUUCAAGCAAGCGGAGCUCGCGUUCCAGGAAGAGCUGCAGCAGCAGUCCCUGCACGGCAAGCCCAAUAGCAGCUCCAACUCCCUCAGCGACCCCGAUAUCGCCAAGCUUGUCCUCUCCUUCAACGAAUCAGAAAGUGGUCCUCCACGUUACCAUGAAGGUUAUAGCAAGCUUAGAUCAUGGGCAUAUAGUUCCCUUGAUUUAUACAAGCAUGAGUUGCUUCGAGUUCUUUAUCCAGUUUUUAUUCAUUGUUUCAUGGAUCUUAUUGCACAAGGACAACUCCAAGAAGCUCGGACCUUCUUUAGUAGCUUUCGCGAUGACCACGUGAUGAUGCAUGCUGGAGACCUUAUGAAGUUGGAGGGAGUUCUUUCUCCGUCUCAUUUGGAGGAGAUGGAAUUUGCUCAUUACCUUAGACACACCAAAGCAAAUAUAAAAAUAUGUCAGUAUGCGUAUGAGCUUCUGCUUCAAUAUCUACACAAGACCCAAUCAAUCACAAUGCUUGGGAUCAUCAAUGAGCAUAUAAACUUCCAAGUUGCCCCUGGGCAGCCCAUGUCAAUUUCAGAUGAUGUUGGGGUUGAAACACUAUUUACAGCUGAGGAUGCUGCUAGUCAAGUUAGUGCUAAGGAGAUACAAUGGGGGUUGCUUGAAGAUUCCCUAGAAGAUCGAUUGGAGAAAGCAGGGAAUUCCCUAUUAGAACCUGAGAAAGCAGAUGGAGAAACCAAAGAGGCUGAUAUGGAUGACAGUAAGAAGAAGUCAAUGGAAGGAAGCAAGCAAAGUGCUUCAGUCAAAAAGUCAAAGAAGGACAAGGCUGCAGGCUCAGCAGGGAAGACUGUGCGUCCUGAGGCUAAUGCUGUUUCUAUGGCCCCUCGAGUCAAACCUGAGCUUACUUUGCCCGUAAUAUCAACAGAAGUUGAACAGUCUAUCCUCGAAGACCUGAGAAACCGUGUGCAGCUUAGUAGUACUGCACUGCCAUCUGUCAGUUUCUAUACAUUCAUCAAUACACAUAACGGUUUAAAUUGUUCAUCGAUAUCCCAAGACGGUUCUUUGGUCGCUGGUGGAUUUUCGGAUUCAUCAGUAAAGGUUUGGGACAUGGCAAAAGUGGGACAGCAGGCUAGUGCUUCUGGCUUGCAGGGCGAGAAUGAUACCUCCAACAGUGAGCAUGUCCUGGGAAAAAGAUCUUACACUUUAUUCCAAGGUCACUCGGGCCCCGUUCAUUCAACCACUUUUAGUCCUCAGGCAGAUUAUAUUCUUUCUUCUUCAGCUGACUCAACGAUUCGUUUAUGGAGCACCAAACUGAAUGCUAAUCUUGUGUGCUACAAGGGUCACAACUACCCAGUGUGGGAUGUGAAGUUUAGUCCGGUGGGCCACUAUUUUGCUACCUCUUCACAUGACAGAACAGCGAGAGUAUGGUCUAUGGACAAAAGUCACCCUUUGAGAAUAAUGGCGGGGCACUUAUCUGAUGUUGAUUGUGUGCAAUGGCAUCCAAACUGCAAUUACAUUGCAACGGGAUCAUCAGAUAAGACAGUCCGUUUGUGGGACGUAUCAAGUGGAGAGUGUGUUCGGAUUUUUAUUGGUCACAGGAGUAUGAUCUUGUCUCUUGCAAUGUCACCAGAAGGCCGGUACAUGGCUUCAGGCGAUGAGGAUGGCACAAUCAUGAUGUGGGACCUUGCUACUGGCCGAUGCAUCACGCCUUUGAUGGGGCACACCUCAUGCGUCUGGACUCUCGCAUUUAGCUGUGAGGGCUCGCUUCUUGCAUCUGGUUCCGCUGAUUGCAGUGUCAAACUAUGGGAUGUUACUACAAGCACCAAACUACCCCGGGCCGAAGAGAAAAAUGGGAGUACGAGCAGACUGAGAUCACUUAAAACUCUUCCAACGAAGGCCACCCCUGUGUACACAUUACAGUUUUCUCGUAGAAAUCUACUGUUUGCAGCUGGGGCUCUCUCGAAAACAGCUUAAGCCACUCGAUGGAUAUUGUAUGGAUAAUACAUGAAUAUGUCAGUUCGAGAGCUCAGUUUUACGUUUUGAAAGUAGAUGAUGUACGGAACCCUGUCUCUUUCACAGUACAACGCAUGUGAAGAUGCUUUGCGCUUUUCCAUUAAGUGUUCAAAGAAAUAUUAUAUGUA